CAACAAGCGCACGGUGCUGCUUGGACGGGUCAGGAGCGCAGCCCGCCCCAAGAAUCAAGAAAACGCACUGAAAUCCAGCAAAGUGGGUUUUUUUGUUAGAAAAAAAGUGCUUUGUCAUAAAUUAGAUUUUUGAAAUAUUUUUCUGUGCGCGAGGAUGAGGCGCUUGGUGCUGUUGGCGCUGUGCGCGUGCAGCGCGGUGUUGUGUUUGCCGCAGUCCAGCAGGAAUAAGCGACAGGGACAACAACAGCAGGUCCUGGACAUACCAGCGGAAGAGCUGGCGUUGGCACGCCAAGCUGGCUGUAUGGAGAAUGGGCAGUUUUACAGAGUUAACGACCAGUGGGAACGACCCUACAUGGACAGCACCGUACUGUGCACAUGCAAAGGAUCGGCAGGCGUCCAGUGUGAAUCCAAACCUGCAGCUGAAGAGAUGUGCUUUGAUAAAAUCAACGCGAGGUCAUACCGUGUGGGUGAGACAUAUGAGAGGCCAAAGGAUGGGAUGAUCUGGGACUGCACCUGCAUCGGCUCGGGCCGAGGCAAAAUCAGCUGCACCAUUGCAAAUCGCUGCCAUGAAGGAGGUCGCUCGUACCGAAUCGGCGAGACCUGGACACGACCCCAUGACACGGGCGACUACAUGCUGGAGUGUGUGUGUCUUGGCAAUGGGAAGGGCGAGUGGACCUGCAAACCCAUCGCCGAGCGCUGCUACGACACAUCACAGGGCAUGUCGUACGUGGUGGGGCAGACGUGGGAGAAACUUUAUCAGGGCUGGAUGAUCGUCGACUGCACGUGUCUGGGUGAAGGGAACGGACGCAUCACCUGCACCUCCAGGAACCGCUGUAAUGACCAGGACAUGAGGCAGUCGUACCGUAUUGGUGAGACGUGGAACAAAGUUGACUCGCAAGGCCGCAAGCAGCAGUGCAUUUGUAUGGGAAACGGGCGUGGCGAAUGGAAAUGUGAGAGUCACUUGUCUGCCCAAACCGCCCUGGGUGAGUGCGAUUCAGGUUCAGGCUCGGCCUUGUCCACUGAGGUCAGACCCGUCACUCAUCAGCUGACCAUUGUGCCCGAGUUGGUUGAGAUUGGCGCGUGCCAAACCGGAUCCGGCACCACCUACUACAACGGCAUGCGCUGGGUCCAAACGCAGGGCAGCCAGCAGAUGAUAUGCACCUGUGUUAAUGGAGGCAUCGGCUGUGAAGAAUGGGAUGGUCAGUCUCAGGUGUACGGUGGGAACUCCAAUGGGCAGCCGUGUGUGUUCCCCUUUGUUUUCGGGGAGAAAACACACUACUCAUGCAUCUCUGAAGGCCGAACUGACGGGCAGCUGUGGUGCAGCACCACCUCUAACUAUGACGUGGAUCGCCAGUACUCCUUCUGCACUCAGAGGAACUUGAUGGUUACAACUCGUGGUGGAAACUCCAAUGGCGCUCAGUGCCACUUUCCCUUCCUGUACAACGGGCGUAAUUACACAGACUGCACAGCCGACGGCCGACGCGACGGGAUGAAAUGGUGCGGCACGACAGCGAACUACGACGAAGAGCGACGCUACGGAUUCUGUCCUAUGGCAGCCCAUGAGGAAAUCUGCACAGUAAACGACGUCAUGUACCGCCUGGGGGAUGAGUGGGACAAGCGUCAUGACACCAUGGGUCACAUGAUGCGCUGCAAGUGUUUGGGUAACGGCCGGGGCGAGUGGAGCUGCAUCGCCUACUCACAGCUUCGAGAUCAGUGUAUUGUCGAAGGACUCACGUAUGAAGUGGGCCAGAAGUUUGACAAGCGCCACAAUGAGGGCUACAUGAUGAACUGCACCUGCUUCGGUCAGGGCCGCGGCCGCUGGAAAUGCGACGCUAUUGAUCAGUGCCAAGAAGCCGAGACAAAAGUGUUCUAUCAGAUCGGAGAGGCGUGGGAUAAAGUGAGCCACGGUGUCCAGUAUCGCUGUACCUGUUACGGGAACGGUAUCGGAGAACACGCUUGCGAGCCUCUCCAGGCCCGGGUUCCAGUACGUGUGACCAUCACAGAGACAGCAAACCAGCCCAACUCACACCCCAUCCAGUGGAACCCGCCAGCGUCUGCCCACAUCACCCAGUACAUCCUGAAGUGGAGAGUGAAAAACACUCGGACUCCGUGGAAGGAGGUGGUUAUUCCCAGCCACAUCAACUCCUACACUAUCUCAGGCCUGAAACCGGGCCUCACCUACGAGGGUCAGCUCAUUAGCAUCCUGAGCUAUGGUCACAGAGAGGUGACCAGAUUCGACUUCACCACAUCCUACGGCUCGCUGGUUCCUACGGAAGGCGUGAGCACCGAGCCCAUUCGAGUGGUGGACACGUCGGAAUCCAUCACCGAGAUCACGUCCAGCAGUUUCAUCGUUUCCUGGACCUCAGCGUCUGAAACCAUUUCCGGAUUUAGAGUGCAGUACGAACUAUCUGAGGAGGGAGCCGAGCCCACGGUGAUCGAUCUUCCUCGCACCACCACGUCAGUGAACAUCGACAGACUCCUGCCAGGCCGAACCUACCAGGUCCAGGUUUACGAAGUCGAGCCAGAAGGAACCAUGAACCUCAUCCUCACCACCACUCAGACCACCGCUCCGGACACUCCGACCAAUCACCAAGUUACGGAUGUCGGGGAAACGUCCAUCGUGAUCUCCUGGACCAAACCACAAGCGCCGAUCACCAGUUACCGUGUGGUGUACACCCCAGUUCUUGAAGGCAGCAGCACGGAGCUCAUCCUGCCUGAGACGGUGACCUCGGUGACCCUGGUUGACCUCCAGCCGGGUCAGUCAUAUAAUGUUAGCAUCUACGCCGUGGAAGAAAACCUGGAGAGUGAACCGGUGGUGCUGCAGGUCCACACAGCUGGAGAGCAGCAGCCCGAGGAAGUCCAGGCACCAACUGAGCUCCAGUUCUACGAGGUGACUGACGUGAAGAUCACUAUCACAUGGACCGGACCGCCCAGCGAGGUGUCCGGCUACCGUGUGACCUAUGAACCCGUGGGUUCGGAUGGCCGUGCCACGCAGAAGCCUCUACAGUUCCCCAUCACGCCCAACGCCUAUGCCGAGAUCACACACCUGCAGCCCGGCACCUUGUACCGCUUCCACGUCUACGCCAUCUACGGUGGAGCCGAGAGCCAGCCGCUGGUGGGGGAGAAGUCAACACGACCUAAGGCUCCUACAGACCUGCGCUUCCCAGAUGUCACAGAAGACACUAUUCUGGUGAUGUGGUCUGCCCCACUAGGCCAAAUCACAGGAUACCGCCUCUUUAUAACCACCAAGGAUUCUGCCCGUCCGACACAGGUGAGGGUCCGACCCGAGGAGACCCAGUACACCAUCCAGGACCUGCAGCCGAACACGUUGUACACCAUCACAGUGCACUCGGAGCAGGGCAGCACACUGAGCGAGGGCAUCUCUGGAUCCAUCACCACCUCCGUGCCGUUUGGUAACGCCCCCCGUUUUUCCACGGACGUCACCGACACGUCCAUCAUCAUCUCCUGGACUCCUGUUCCUCGCUUCAGCUACAGAAUGUCAGUGAAACCCAGUCAGGGUGGUGAGGCUCCUAGGGUCGUGACCUCCGACUCAGGAAGUAUCUACAUCUCAGGCCUGACCCCUGGAGUGGAUUACAUCUACAGCCUGCAGCCCAUCUUCAACGGCCGCAGACAGGGCAACCCAAUCACACGCAACAUCAUUACACCCUUGUCUCCACCAAGCCAUCUGAAUCUGGUGUCCAGCCCUGACACAGGCAACCUCAAUGUACACUGGCAGGCUACCACCACUCCCGACAUCACAGGUUACCGGGUGACAUGUACGCCCACCACAGGGCAGCGUGGGAAUUCUCUGGAGGAGUUUGUGCGAGGUGGCCAGACUUCCUGUACACUGGAGAACCUGAGCCCUGGCAUUGAGUAUAACGUCAGUGUCUAUGCCGUUAAAAAUCACUUGGAGAGUGAACCCAUUUCAUCAGUUAUCACACAAGACGUGCCGAAGGUGAGAGACCUCGGCUACGUUAACGUCACCGACACCACCAUCGGGAUUCAGUGGACGCUUAUAAAGAACGCCGCUGUUACGGGAUACCGCAUCACCGUACUGGCCGCCGGGGAGAGUUUGCCCAUCCUGGAGGAUACGCUGGAUUCGUCCACCAGUUUUUAUUUGGUUCGAGGGCUGGAGCCCGGUGUUGACUACCAUAUCAGCGUCAUUGUGCUAACAGAGGAGAGCGAGAGCGAGCCAACAACGAUCACGCAGCAAACGCAAGCUGCCAUUCCUGGUCCCACCAACCUGAAUUUCGGGGAAGUCGGUCCGGACUCGAUGCGCGUCUCCUGGACCCGCCCGUCUGUCCGCCAGUCAGAGAUCAGCCGCUUUGUGAUUCGCUAUCACCCAGGCAAUGAUGAUGACAACAUACAAGAAGUAAAUGUAGGCGGAGCCACCAGCACCUAUCUCCUUCAAAAUCUGCUUCCAGUCACUGAGUACGUUGUUAGCGUGUCGUGUAUGUAUGGUGAGCGAGAGAGCACCCCGGCCACGGGCAGACAGACCACAACUCUCGAUGCUCCCACCACUCUCGUCUUCUCUGAUGUCCACACCCACUCAUUCACGGCACACUGGCGGGCCCCGCGGGCCCAGAUCACAGGCUACCGGCUGGUGUACGAGGCGACCAGCGGGGGGCGCCGCCAAGAGGAGCGUCUGCCACCGAGCCGCACGCAUUACGUCCUGAACAACCUGCAGCCCGACACACUGUACACGAUACACCUCUACGCCAUCAGGGGCCACCAGGAGAGUCAACCUCUCACUGGCACACAGUCUACCAUCUCGGAUGCUCCCACUGACCUGGUAGUGUCAUCAUCCACCCCAACCAGCAUCGUCAUCUCCUGGGACGCUCCUGCCAUUCCAGUGCGCUACUACAGGAUCACCUAUGGACAAAGCGGAGAACGCGGCCCUGGCCAGGAGUUCACUGUGCCAGGUACAGACUCGACGGCCACCAUCACUGGCCUGAAGCCGGGUGCUGAUUACACCAUCACCAUCUAUGCAGUGACCGGCAGAGGAGACAGUCCAGCAUCCAGCACACCGACCAUCAUCACACACCGCACCGGCAGCCACGGCGCCCCAUCUACCACAGACCUAGACGUGAGUGAUAUCCAAGACCAGGCCAUCUUGGUGCGCUGGACCCCUGCCAGAGGCCCAAUCUCCGGUUACAGGGUCACUGGGAAUCCCAAAAACGGAGUGGGACCCACUUUCUCCAAGGAGGUGGGACCUGAUAAGACAGAGUUGAGAAUAACAGGUCUGGUACCAACAGUGGAGUACGUCAUCAGGGUCUAUGCCAUCGGCCGUGAUGGAGAGACCACACCAGUGGUGCAGAAAUCUGUCAAGGCACCAGACAGUCCCACAGAUCUGAGGUACCCUGACAUAGACAGCUCCGCAGUGCCGGACCGAAGCUCUCCCACGGAGUCGGAGGGAACACAUACCACCGCAAGUGUCCCCGCCCCCACCAACAUUCAGUUCGGAGACGUAGGCCCCUCGUCCUUCGUGGUGCUCUGGAGGCCACCAACUGGCAAGCUAAAUGGAUACCGUGUCCUCGUGACACCCAAAAACAACUUUGCGGAACCAAAAGAGAUGAACGUAGCUCCUGAUGCCAUGCAAGUCACCGUAACUGGACUUCUGGUGUCCACAUUGUAUGAGGUGCGUGUGUAUGCUCUGAAGGAUUCAGCCAGCAGCCCACCACUCAUUGGAGAGAUCUCUACAACCGAAGAUAUCAGCCCUCCUCGGCGCUCUCGCAUCAACGAAGUGAAGGACACAAGCAUUACAAUCAGCUGGCGUGCCAAGAUCGAGCCAUUGACAGGCUUCCUGGUUGAGGCCAAGCCCAUUUCAGGAGAAAGUCCAACCAUUCGGAAAGAGCUUUCAGCUGAACAUCGCUCUGCUGUAAUUACGGGUCUUCAGCCUGCCACCACUUACUCCAUCAACAUCUACACACUGAAUGGAGACAGACGCAGCGCACCUUUCACACUCAUCGCUAAAACAAUUGGCUCAUCCCUCCCUGCCCCCACUGACCUCCAGUUCCUGUCUCUGACUCCCAGUUCCAUCUCCUUCAAAUGGCAACCACCCACCAGCCGCAUCACAGGAUAUUACAUCACCUACGAAGAAGAAGGAAGCAGUCCACAAGAGCUCACACCACGCCCGCAUGCCGGCACCAACUACGCCUCCAUCACAGGUCUGAAACCAGCCACUGUGUACAUCAUAAAGAUCAUCGCUCUGCAGAACUCACUGAGAAGUCCACCACUGGUGGGCAAGGCCAGAACGCACUAUUCGGGGUCUACGCUGCCCGUACUUCCGCACCACAACACUGGUGGUCCCAUGGACGUGCCCGAGACGGAAAUCGUGGUGAACGUGGUCGGUCCGACAGUGCAGCCAAGACCAGACGAGCGUGGCCAGGGCAUGGAGUACACCGAAUACAACAACCAGCUCACUCCACCUCACAGUGGGCAACGACCGAACCCAUACGUCCCUGGGACGGGCCAAACUCUCAUCUAUGUGCCCGCCCCGGGGCCGGAUGGGUCGCGAGUGCCCAAAGUGGUGCAACUGAGCGACAGGAAUGCUCACGGUUUCCUUUUUCCAGAAAAUAAGACCGGGACGCCGCAGGAGGCUCAGACUCAGACCACCAUCAGCUGGAACCCCUUCAAGCAGAGCAAGGCCUACAUCGUGACCUGCCAUCCAAUCACACACCCCACUGAGAAGAUGUUCCAGAUGCAACUUCCUGCCACCUCUACCAGUGCCACACUGAUCGGCCUCACGUCCGGCGCUUCCUACCGUGUCCUCGUCGAGGCUCUAAAGGACGCACUCAAGUACAAAAUCCUUGAUGAGGUCAUAACCACCAGUAACACAGAUCCAGCAAGAGUUCCAACCAGCGACGAUUCGUGCUACGACACCUUAACCGCUACUCAUCACAACAUAGGGGAUGAGUGGGAGCGCAUGUCAGAUACCGGCUUCAAGCUGUGGUGCAGAUGCCUGGGCCUGGGCAGCGGCCACUUCAGAUGCGAUUCUUCCAAGUGGUGCCAUGACAGCGGCCACAACUACCGCAUCGGUGAGCGCUGGGAGAGGCGAUCAGAAAACGGUCAACUGAUGAGCUGCACCUGUCUCGGCAACGGCAAAGGAGAGUUCAAGUGCGAGCCACACGAGUCAACGUGUUACGAUGACGGAAAAACGUACCAGGUGGGCAACCAGUGGCAGAAGGAGUAUCUUGGUGCCAUCUGUACCUGCACUUGUUACGGAGGACAGCAGGGUUGGCGCUGUGAAAACUGCAAAAAGCCCGGAACUGAGAUCAACACCCAUCUGCUGAAGCCGGUCCGCUACGGAGACGGCAUCGCUAGAGUGAAUAUUCACUGCCCAAUCGAGUGUCUCCGGCCAGAUAUCCUGGCCGAUGCCGUGGCCAAUCCCAACCCAAGAGAGUGAAGUGAUAAAAUCCAUCGCUUCUGUUAACAUGCCUCAGAUCCAUCACAAUUUUGAGACUGUUUUAACCCCCUAGUGUCUUAAAGCCUUCCUACUGGCUACUGCAAACACCGCUGCUGCUUCCCAGCCAAUCAGCAUAGCCGACAUGAUGCCAUAGCAAUUUUCACUGCUUUUAAUUGGCUGUGUUGUCGUCCAGGCAUUUGGAAUUUCAUCACAAAUAAAUAAAAUGAAAAAAAAACACCUAUAUUUCCAGUGUUAUUAAAAAAACCCUUAAUGAUAAAUGUUUUUAUAACUGCACAAAGAAUAGCAUAAAUCAAGCACUGAGAAUGCUGAGAAUGUUCCAUGAGCUUUCAGCACAUCAAGCUUUUUUUAAUUCAUCCUUUUUUUCUUCUUAUGGCGUGAGUUUUUCUGUCAGAGCCAGCACUGUGUAGAUCAAGAUCUGAUUUUUGCUUCUGAUUCGUCGAAUGCUUUAUGAUUUAUUUAUCCAUUUGGUCCCUCAAGUGUUUUCAUUAAAGAAGGUAAUUGUACUGUUGGUGGCAACGUCUUCACUACUGUUUCAUUCCCAUUUUUAAUAAACUUUUAGAAAGGA
Messenger RNA from Hemibagrus wyckioides, 7991 nucleotides. It is a transcript of the gene fn1b, whose product is annotated as fibronectin 1b. Gene Ontology annotation, molecular function: integrin binding; proteoglycan binding. Bases 155 to 7405 code for a protein of 2416 amino acids. The record is from RefSeq and is a predicted model, not a curated record. Gene Ontology annotation, cellular component: extracellular region. NCBI's taxonomy places the organism in Eukaryota, Metazoa, Chordata, Actinopteri, Siluriformes, Bagridae. Gene Ontology annotation, biological process: nervous system development; cell-substrate junction assembly; heart development. The transcript is spliced from 46 exons.